AUGGUAAGCUCUCAUUUUCUUCACACAGAACGAUGAAAAUUCAAGAAAAAGAUUUCACAGCCUUUGGUUACACGUCAUAGUUUAUCUCAAAGUGAACGUGAACUUUCGGAAGCUAUUGAUGAAUUAUCGGAAGUCGAAUUGAGAUUUUCGAAACUUUCCGAUGAUGAAAAGGAUAUUGAAGAAGAGGAGGAUGAUAUUCCGAGAGAUCGAUUCAAUUUUGUGUUUUUCAUAUUUUUCUAUUUCGGAAGUUCGUCGUUGAUUUCGUGGAAUAUGUUUGUGUCGGUUUCCUUUGAUGUGAGUUUUACUUGAGAAAAACGAAAUUUCAGAAAAAAAAAACAUAAGUUCAGUAGAGCGCACUUGCUUUUUUGAGACAAUUUUUCAAAAAUUCUUGAGAAAAACUGUGCCACGAGUUGCAAAACAAGCUCCGCCCACUUUUCAAAGUCCUAUAAUUAUUCAUUUUUCAUACAAAAUUCUUAAAAACCUCAAAAAAAAAACAAAAUUUUGAAAUUUACUUGCUUUUUUGAGAAUUAUUCUACAAUUCUCAAUAGAGCGCAUUUUCCUCUUCUAUGUACCUAAUAAAUCCAAAUUUUUGCAGUAUUAUGAAACGUUCAAACUGGAAUACAACAAAACAUCCACGUGGUAUUCGCAAAACUUCCAAAAUGCCAUGACAAUUUCCUCACAAACUCCCGAUUGGCUUUUUUGUGUUUUCGGAUUGUUCUUGGAUCUUCGCGGAAAUUUGCCACGUCGCAUGCAAUUAUCGAUUUUUGUCAGUGUUUUGACGCUGCUCGCAACAAUGUCUUUGAUUUAUGUUGAUACUUCCACGUGGCUUUUGGUGUUUUUUAUUUUCACGUUGGUUACGAUUGUUGUGUUGAAUUCGGCGAUUGGUGUUUUUGAUAAUUCGUGAGUUUUUAAAAAAUCAGAAAUUUCACUUCAAUUCGAAAAAUUCUUCAAUUUUUUCCUUGGAACGGGAUUUUUUCAUUAAAAAAUUCACUGUUUCAAAAUUUUUUGAAAACAGUUUGUCGAUGUUUUUUGAAUAAUCGGUGAUAGUCGUUUGACAUAAUUUUCUCUAAAUUUUCAUCUUGGUCAAAAAUUGUAGUUUUUAUAUUUUUUCAUUUAAAAAAAUCGCUGUUUCAAAAUUUAGGGAAACUAUUUUUCAUUUUCCUUACAAUUGUUUAAUAAUUUGAUGUAACAUUUAUAUAGUUUAGUAGAAAUUUCAGAACAGUGAUAUUUUUAGAGAAUUUUGUUUUUUUUCUGACUAAAAAUGUUAUAUGUUUGAAAAAAAAUCACUGUUUCAAAAUUUUUUGAAAUUAAUUUGUCACUUUUUUUGAAUAAUCGGUCUUUUGAAUUUCAUUUUUUCUAAAUUUUCAACUCGGUCAGGAAUUGUAGUUUUUAUAUUUUUUCAUUUAAAAAAUUCACUGUUUCAAAAUUUAGGGAAACUAUUUUUCCUUUUUUAAAAUUGUUUAAUGAUUUGAUGAAACAUUUAUAUAGUUUAGUAGAAAUUUCGAAACAGUGAAAUUUUUUGAGUUUUUUUUCUGACUAAAAAUUGUUAUAUGUUUGAAAAAAAAUCACCGUUUCAAAACUUUUUGAAAACAAUUUGUCACUUUUUUUUUGAUAUUUGGUUUUGUAGUUGAAUUUUUCUGAAUUUUCAGCUUGGUCAGAAAUUUUAGUUUUUAUAUUUUUCAUUGAAAAAACCACUGUUUCAAAAUUUCCUUCAAAAUUUUUUUUAAACAAUAAUUUAUAAUAUGUAACAAAGCUAUAUUUUGUGAAUUGUUUUAAUUUGGGAAAAAAUUCACUGUUUCAAAACUUUAAAAACAAUUUUCCCAAUUUUUUUGAUAAUUGGUUCAAAUAUGAAAUUUUUAUGAAAAAAAUUGCUGUUUCAAAGUUUUUGUAAAUUUUUUCAUAAAAACUGAAAAGUGUUAUGAAAACAUAUAAUUUGAAAUAUUUUAUUGAAAACUUGAAUUUCAGGCCAAAAGUUCCAGAAUUUUAUUUAUUCUCAAAAAUUCUGAAACAUUUCCAGCCUCUUCGGUCUUGUCGGCACAUUUCCAGUCAAAUACACUUUAGCCGUCGUCACUGGCCAAAAUUUCAAUGGAAUUUUUGUCACAGUUUUAUCGAUUCUCAGCAAAACUGGUAACUUUCCCCGAAAAAAGUUUUCUAGCAAAAUCUAAAAAUUUGCAGCCUCUGAUAAUGUUCAAAUAAGUUCGAUGGUAUUUUUUGGAAUCGCCGUGAUUUUCAAAUUGGGUUGCAUGUUUUUGUUGAGAAUUAUGCAGCGAAAUGCGUUUUAUCAACAUUUUGGAGAACUAAAAAAUGAAGCAGAAAAUAAGGAAAAUGAGAAAAUCGAUGAGAUUUCGGAUUUUGAAAGUUUAUCGAUUUGGCACAAAUUUUUCGAGGCUUUUAAAAAGGUGAGAUACAUUUUUGACAAAUUUUGAGAUACAGUAUACCUUGUAGUUCGGGAUUUAUCCGUUACAGUACUUUUUGCAGUUCGAUCUCUGCAGUCCAGGAAAAUCCUUAGGCUACAGUAAUUCUUGUAGUCUGAGUUUCAUUGUAAAGUUUGUGAAACACAACUCAUCAAUUACAGUAUUCUUUGCAGUCCGGAAAUUCCCUGAAUUCUUGUAAUUUGAGAUACAGUAUUCCUUGUAGUUCGGGAUUUCUCAGUUACCGUAAUCCUUGCAGUUUUUGAUAUCGUAACCCUACUGAAGCUACAGUAAUUUUUGUAAUCUGGAAAAUCCCAGAGAGUACAGUGAGAUCUCUAAUUUUAAAGGCACAGUACUUCUUGCAGUUCGGGAUGUUCCAGUUACAGUAAUCCUUGCAGUUUGAGAUUCAGUGUCCUCAAGGCUACAGUAAUCUUUGCAGUUCUUGAUCUCGUAACCCUUCUGGAGCUACAGUAAUCCUUGUAGUCUGGAAAAAAAUUCUAGAAAUUUUCCCAAUUGUUGUUUUUUUGCAGGCCAAAUGUCAAUUUCUCAACAUUUUCAUUCUGAUGUUUGUGACAUUCAGCGUAUUUCCAAAUGUGACAAUUUAUAUUCGAGACGAAGAACUGGGCCAACCCUACACAUUUUUUGUUCCCGAAAAAUACUAUAUUGAUAUUGUGACGCUGCUCAAUUUCAACUUUUUCUCGUUUUUUGGAAGCUUGCUGGCGAAUACGGUGCAUUGGGUGAGUGGGGAUUUUUGGCGGGAAAAUUUGAGAAUUUCAAAAUCCCUCUCAUUUUCUAGCCAGGCCCUGGUUACAUUUGGCUCCCUGUCUGGCUCCGAAUCUGGUACAUUUUCUAUUUCCCCCUAUGCAACUACCAACCAGAAGAGCGAAAAAUCGAUGUGAUCUUCAAAUCCACGUGGCUUUUCAUCAGCAAUCAAGCAUCAAUGGCUUUUACAUGCGGAUAUUUGUCAUCGCUAAUUAUGACGUAUGCACCAAAAACCAGCGAUAAACCCGAACUUCAACGACUCAUUGGAAUGAUGGCUUAUAUUUGUUUGUUGACUGGUUGUAUUUUGGGACUCAUUUUUUCGUGGGUUAUUAAGAUUAUUGUGUUGCAUUAG
This is a messenger RNA of Caenorhabditis angaria, 3525 nucleotides long. The record is from the annotation of a GenBank genome assembly. Lineage: Eukaryota; Metazoa; Nematoda; Chromadorea; Rhabditida; Rhabditidae.